Molecule: messenger RNA, 4247 nt
Organism: Eublepharis macularius
Lineage: Eukaryota; Metazoa; Chordata; Lepidosauria; Squamata; Eublepharidae
Gene: TMTC3
Product: transmembrane O-mannosyltransferase targeting cadherins 3
Exons: 15
Coding region: 276-3047 (923 amino acids)
Biological process (GO): protein O-linked glycosylation via mannose
Cellular component (GO): endoplasmic reticulum
Molecular function (GO): protein binding; mannosyltransferase activity
Source: RefSeq, a predicted model, not a curated record
UCACCCCGUGUUUGGACGGAUAUUGAGGGAGGCUGCGACGGAAUGAAACAUGGCGGGGAGCGCGUCCAUCCCUGACAGACCCAGGUGAGCGAGCGCGAAGCGCGAAGCAGAAGGGGUUUUCGGACCUGGCUUCUUGAGUGGCAGCGGAGCUCGUGGUUGCGGCUCUUCCACGGAAGUAAAGAUGCACAGGAAUUCAGGAUUGAUGGCAGCUAUUGACACUGGUACAGACUGAAAACUGUUCCUGAAAUGUAUGUAUGAACAAAUUCUGUAUCUGAAUGAGCACUGUGGAGAAGAUGGCUUAUGUUAGCCCAAAGGAAAUUGCACUGAUAGUUGGAGUGGUGGCAGCUUGCUACUGGAACAGCCUCUUUUGUGGUUUUGUUUUUGAUGAUGUUUCAGCCAUUUUGGACAACAAAGACUUGCAUCCUUCGACUCCUUUACAAAACCUCUUUAGGAACGACUUCUGGGGGACUCCUAUGUCUGAGGAGAGGAGUCAUAAAUCAUAUCGACCACUCACUGUCCUCACUUUCCGUUUGAAUUAUCUGUUCAGUGAAUUAAAUGCGUUUUCUUACCAUCUUCUGAACGUCGUCUUCCAUGCAGUUGUUUGUAUAGUCUUCCUCAAGGUCUGCAAGCUUUUCUUGGACUACAGAAGCAGUGUGGUUGCAUCCCUCUUAUUUGCAGUACAUCCAAUACAUACUGAAGCUGUGACUGGAGUAGUCGGCAGAGCAGAGCUUCUCUCAUCUAUCUUUUUUCUUGCUGCUUUUCUGUCAUAUACUCGAUCUAAAGGGCCAGAAAACACUAUCGUAUGGACUCCCAUUGCACUGACUGUCUUUCUGGUGGCUGUUGCUACAUUAUGUAAGGAACAAGGAAUAACAGUGGUGGGAAUAUGUUGCAUCUAUGAAGUAUUUAUGGCUCAAGGGUACACCUUGCCUAUUCUGUGGGAUACAGUAUUGCAGAUUCUCCGAGGCAAAGGCAGCAUUCCUUAUUGUAUGCUUCAAAUGCUGUUGAAACUAAUUGUUCUGAUGUUCAGUACUCUAUUGCUUGUUGUGAUCAGAGUCCAGGUUAUACAGUCACAACUGCCAGUGUUUACGAGGUUUGAUAACCCAGCUGCUGUGAGCCCCUCUCCUGCAAGGCAGCUCACUUUCAACUACCUCCUUCCUGUAAACGCCUGGUUGCUCCUCAAUCCUUCAGAACUAUGUUGCGAUUGGACAAUGGGCACCAUACCACUCGUAGAGUCUCUCUUAGAUGCAAGGAACAUUGCCACAAUCACAUUCUUCUGUGUUUUGGGAUCUUUGCUUGUCUUCAGUCUCCGGUACCCUGGGGAUUCCUCUAAGACUGUACUAAUGGCACUUUGUUUAAUAGUGUUGCCAUUCAUCCCAGCAUCAAAUCUUUUUUUUCCUGUUGGCUUCGUAGUAGCAGAGCGAGUGUUAUAUGUUCCCAGCAUGGGAUUCUGCAUGCUAAUAGCCCAUGGGUGGAGAAAGCUGACAAGCAACAGUGUGCUAAGAAAACUGUCCUGGGUUUUUCUGUCUCUGGUGCUGUUCAUUCAUGCCUUAAAAACACUACACAGGAACUGGGAUUGGGAAUCUGAAUAUACAUUGUUCAUGUCAGCUUUAAAGGUAAAUAAGAACAAUGCCAAACUCUGGAACAAUGUAGGUCAUGCUUUAGAAAAUGAAAAGAACUUCGAACGAGCAUUAAGAUUCUUCAUACAAGCCACCCAAGUUCAGCCAGAUGAUAUUGGCGCCCAUAUGAAUGUAGGAAGGACUUACAAAAAUUUAAACAGAACCAAAGAAGCUGAAGAAUCCUAUUUAGUUGCAAAAUCACUGAUGCCGCAGAUUAUUCCAGGUAAAAAAUACGCUGCACGAGUUGCUCCUAAUCAUCUGAAUGUUUACAUAAAUCUUGCAAACUUGAUUCGGGCAAACGAGUCUCGCCUAGAAGAAGCAGACCAGUUGUAUCGCCAAGCAAUUAGCAUGCGGCCAGAUUUCAAACAGGCAUACAUAAGCAGGGGUGAACUGCUUCUAAAAAUGAACAAGCCGAUGCAAGCUAAGGAAGCUUACCUUAGAGCCCUUGAGCUGGAUAGGAGCAAUGCAGAUCUGUGGUAUAAUCUGGCAAUUGUUUAUAUUGAACUGAAAGAUCCAACUGAAGCUCUGAACAACUUCAACAGGGCAUUAGAAUUGAAUCCCAACCAUAAGCUGGCACUGUUUAAUUCUGCACUGCUGAUGCAAGAAUCUGGUGAUGCUAGACUUAGGCCUGAAGCAAAGAAGCGGCUUUUAAGUUACGUAAGUGAAGAGCCUCAGGAUGCAAAUGGCUACUUUAAUUUGGGUAUGUUGGCAAUGGAUGACAAAAAAGAUGCUGAAGCAGAGACCUGGAUGAAAAAAGCUAUAAAGCUACAGGCCAGUUUCCGAAGUGCUUUGUUCAAUUUGGCACUACUUUAUUCUCAAACUGCAAAGGAAUUGAAAGCCUUGCCAGUCCUGGAAGAGUUACUGCGAUACUACCCUGAUCAUACCAAAGGUUUGAUUUUGAAGGGAGAUAUUUUGAUGAACCAAAAGAAAGAUAUCAGAGGAGCUAAAGAGUGCUUUGAGAAAAUUCUGAAAAUGGACCCCAACAAUGUACAAGGGAAACACAAUCUUUGUGUAGUUUAUUUUGAGGAACGGGACUUAUUAAAAGCAGAGAAAUGUCUAGUGGAGACUCUGGCCUUAGCCCCACAUGAGGAAUAUAUCCAGCGUCAUUUAAGCAUUGUCCGGAGCAAAAUUGCAUCACUUGGUACAGGGGGAGCCUCUGUGAUUCCUACAGAGAAAACUACAGUUGCAGAAGAGGGGAAAGCCACCUUUGCAAACCUGAAAGAGGUAAGAAAUGAACAGAAAACUACUCGGACCCCAGACAGUAAUAAUAAAAACAAAGGUCAAGGAAAAGCCAAGAAGCAUGAGGAGAAAAACAACACAGACAAAGAGACAAAAAAGAAAUCUACAAAAGAAAUAAAAGACAUAGAAAAAAAAAGAGUUGCUGCUCUGAAAAGACUUGAAGAGAUUGAACGUAUAUUAAAUGGUGAAUAAUUUCUUGGGUCACCUCAGUGCUGGAAAAUGAUGCUAUUUCCAAUGUUGUGUGUAUUGAGUCAAAAUGACCACUAGGCAUUUUUGAAUUUGAAAGGAAUAAUGAAAACAUAUCAUUAUUUUUUAAAAAAUGGGAGAAGACUGUUUUUGCCACACAAGGAAAUAACCUGUUAUGAAAAUUGUGGAUUUUAAUCAAGAGUUUCUGGGUAAGGGAGCAUAUCUGCUGCAAGAGGUUUCUGGUGAUGUAAAUGGUAAUUUUCAUAUUGAAGGCUGCUGUGUUAACUUACUAACCUAGAAGCAGGACCCACUGAACUCAGCAAUCCUGGCUUCAGAGUAAAAAAUGUUUCAGGCUGGACUUUGCCUGCUAGCGUUUGUCGUAUUCCCAGAGAGUUAUAAAAUGCUAGAAGGCAAAUUUAAAGGGCAUCUCAGAUACUAUGUUUUUUAGGCUGACUCUUCAAGGGGAGUUUUUCUGGUGGAAGUGCUUUUCGAAGUGCAAAUUUAAUUUGACUAAUUCUCUUUUUUUCAGUUUGCGUAUAAAUUCAUUGGUGGUUAUUAUGCAUCGCACCUACCUUUUCUCUUUAGCAUAAUUCAAGUUUCAGAACAUGUAAUAGAUUUAGUAAUAAAUACCAUUCAUGUUAAAUAUGUGCAUGCACACAUUUCAUAAUUUUUCUGCCUAUAUAAAUCGCACUGAUGUUCAGUGGGUCCCUGAAUUGUGGGGGGAAAUUUAUAUAUAAAACACUCCUGUGCUUAUUGAAAUUCCUUAGUGAUUUAUUAAGAUCCAGUGAUGUUAUGUUUUAUAUAACAGCUGUGUGUGCUUGUAUAUCAAUUGUCCGUCAGCCUGCUAUAAGGAUUCACUGGAUAUGAAACCUCUGGGUUUAUUUCUUUCCCAAUAUAUGUGGGAUUUUUUGGCAUUUUGUUUCUUUUCAGUGGAGUAACACGGGGCACCCCAUAUUUAGUUCUUUCUUUAUGAAUGGUCUCUCUGAUGUCAUACACUUAGUUAAAAAGAAAAACUGACAUUCAUUUACAAUCACUGUAAUAGUGCUUCUAGUUCUGGAAUCUUCCUCAUAAAUGUGACACAAUUGAUUGCAGUUCAAUCACAUUUCUACUGUAAUUAAGUAAUUCUUCAAAAAAGAAAAACUCUGAGGGUUGCUUCACAUAAUUUCUAAACUGUCGGAAGUUUUUAAUUAAAAAUAUUUAUUCUGA